Messenger RNA from Rotaria sordida, 3432 nucleotides. The record is from the annotation of a GenBank genome assembly. NCBI's taxonomy places the organism in Eukaryota, Metazoa, Rotifera, Eurotatoria, Philodinida, Philodinidae.
AUGGUAACACGUCAAGAUAAAUGGUGGAUAACAAUGUCAAAUAUAGACAUUAAACAAAAUCGACAUGAAAAUAUCAAAAUAAAUAUAGGUGAACAUGUCAAACAAAUUUUUUUCGAACAUUUACAAGGUACUAAUUCAUAUGAAGAAUGGCGUGCAAAUAUUCAUCGAGAAUUAGAAGAAGAUCUUCAACGACAAGUACGAGAACUUCUUGAAGAAACUGAUCGACAAGAACGUUUAUCUAAAUUCCAACGACAAUAUAUUCGUGUUGAUGAAUGUUCACCACCAAAAUCACAAGAACCUAUUGAUACAUGGAAUGAAAUAAAUCGUCGAAAUGAAAAUGUUCUUAAUCCAGCUAAAUCAAAACAUAUAUCACAAUCACAAAAUCAUUUUUCAACUAAUAAUCAUCAUAAUACAUUAAAUGAUUUAUCAGAUAAACCAUUUUAUUUAAAUUCUUAUCAUAGUUAUCGUCGUUUACCAGAAUCAUCACAAACUACAGAUGAUGAAAUAAAUAUAAAUCCAUCAAUAUAUAUUCAAAAAUAUACAAAUAAACAACAAUCAUCGAUUAUUUCAAAUACAAAUGAUUCAUCAAUUUUAUUUGGUAAUAGUAUAAUUAAAUCUAAUAAAGCAUCUAUUUUAAAUAUAUUCGAUCAACAAUUACUUGAUGGUGAUUAUAAAAAUAGUUAUGUUAAUAAACAUGGUAUUAGAAUUGAUGAAGAUGGUCCAUUUUGGCCAGAUAAUUAUCAGAUUCUUCAUCCAACACCAAAAUUUCUUAGUCGGGAAUUGAUACCAAAAGAAUUUUAUUUAUCAUCAUCAAUCACAAAAAGCAAUAAUCGACAAACAUAUGAUAAUCAACCAGCUAUAUAUAAAUAUCAAGAUACAUUAAAACAUCCUAUUAUCGUUUAUGAUAUGGAUAAAUCAGCAAGAGUUCAACAAAUAAAACAAUCUGAUUAUGAUCAAACAUGUCCUCAAUUAAUAUUUGAAUCACGAUUUGAAGGUGGAAAUUUACGACAAGUUAGACGUGUAGGUCAAUUUGAAUAUGAACUUAUUCUUCGACCUGAUCUUUAUACUCGAAGACAUACACAAUGGUAUUAUUUUCGUGUACAAAAUAUGAUUGCAAAUAUAACUUAUCGUUUUCGGAUUAUUAAUUUAAUGAAAAAAAGUAGUUUAUAUAGUGAUGGUAUGCAAAUUCUUCUAUUCUCUGAAGUUGAUGCAAAAAAAGAAUGUCGAAGUUGGUAUCGUGUUGGCCAUCAUAUUAAUUAUUCUGAAACCAAACAACAUUCAUAUAAUUCGUUACUUGAACGAGAUAUUAAUUAUUAUGAACUUGACUUUCAAUUAGAAUUUUCACAUUCUGGUGAUACAUGUUAUAUAGCUCAUUGUUAUCCAUAUACAUAUACAGAUUUAAAAGAUGAUUUAGAACAUUUGUCAACGACAAGAUCACGUGACAUAUUUCGUCGAGAUAUUUUAUGUGAAUCUCAAGCAGGAAAUUCAUGUUUUAUAAUAACUGUAACAGAUGAAUCUGUACCAUUACAUAAAAAAAAAAUUGUUUUUAUUACUGCACGAAUACAUCCAGGUGAAACAAAUUCAAGUUAUAUGAUGCGCGGUUUACUUGAAUUUAUAACAUCGAAUGAUAAAACUGCUCAAAAAUUACGAUCAGAAUUAGUAUUUAAAAUAGUGCCAAUGCUUAAUCCUGAUGGUGUUAUUGUUGGUAAUUAUCGAUGUUCAUUAACAGGAAAAGACAUGAAUCGCAAUUUUCGUCAUCCACGUAAACAAGCAUUUCCUAUUAUUUAUCAUAUAAAAGAACUUAUACAAAAUCUUCAACGAGAACGAAGAGAAAUAUUGGCUUUUUGUGAUCUUCAUGGUCAUAGUCGAAAAUCGAAUGUAUUUGCCUAUGGCUGUGAUGGAUGUGAUGGACCACAACCGGAUAUGAAAAAUUUUUUAUAUGCUCGAGUUUUACCAUUUAUUAUGUCAAAAACGGCACCAGAUAUGUUUGCAUUUGAUUAUUGUAAAUUUCACAUACAUCGAUGUAAAGAAUCAACUGGCCGUGUUGUUAUGUGGAAAGAAAUGUUAAUAAAAAAUAGUUUUACAUUAGAAGCAUCAUUUGCUGGAACAAGCAUUGUAGAAAGACCAUGUCAUUUUAAUAUACAAGAUUAUGAAAAAUUUGGAGAAUGUAUUUGUAAAUCAUUAAAACAAUAUUUAGAUGUUCUACACGAUUCAACACGAUUAGAAUCAAUAUUUUUGGAUAUAACAAAAAAUGUUCUUCAUAGAUUAGAUAAAAAUAAAAUUCCAUUUGGAUUAUUACCUUCUCUUUAUCCCGAAGAAAAACAAUUAAAUCAAUCUGUAAUAUCAAUUAAUUCCGUAAGCAAUUGUUUAGAAAUUUUAACACAAUGUCAUGAAAUAAUCAAUGAUCAAGAUGCUUCAAGUUCAAGUGAUUCAGAUAGUGAUCCAGAAGGUGGUGAAUUACCUGAUAUACCAUAUUCAAAAGAGAAAGCAAUAACAAAGAAAAAAUCAAAAAAAAAACGAACUGAUAAAUCGAAUGAAGAACAUCUUCAAAAAUCAAAUCGUAAACGUCAGAUGGAUAAAACAACUCGAAUGAUACCAGAAAGAGGUUCAUUAUUUAUAAGUAAAUAUGCAAAACGAAGUGGACACGGAUUACCAAUUUUUACAACUGAACGUGCAUUAGAACGUAGAAGUCAGAAAAAUAAUUCUCUUCUACAAGAUAUUAAUUAUGAUCAACAACUGAGUGAUGAAUGUGAUACCGAUAUAGGAACAGGUAUUUAUUUAACAAAAAGUAAUCGUUCACAAAUCGAUAAUUCAAAUGUGAUUGAUAAAAAUUUGCAUAUAAAACGAACAAGUUCACUUGUUUCAUAUCCACAUAAUGAAUUAGUUAAUUCAUCAUCUAAUCAAAUAAUGACAAAUAAUAUUUCAUUACAAACACCAAUAUUUCAAAAUUUACCACAAAGACGAUUAAAAAUUCUUCAUCGUUUUCAACAAGAAAAUCCUAAAUCAUUAAAUAGAAAUGAAAUCGAUGAAAUAAAUAAUAUAUCACCAUCAAUAAUAACAAUGCCACAUUUUAUGGAAUUUACAAGACGUUUAAGUCGUUCAUCAUCAAUUAAUGAUAAUGAUAUAACAACAAUCGAUACACAAAUUGAUUCAAAUACAUUUAAUUCAUAUAAAAUACAUGAAACACCUAUUUUACAUACAAAAAAUUCGAUUAAUAAUUCAAAUAUUAAUUUAAAAAGAAGAUUUUCACAAAAAUUAAAUAAUCAUCUUCUUAAACAACCAUUAACUUCAAUUGAUUAUAUAAUUAAAGAACGACCAAUUAAUUCUAUACAAGAUAACAAUUAUCAGAAUCAAUCAAAUGAAACUCAACGUCUUAAUCAAAUUCUUAAAAAACAAUUUUAUUUACCAUUUGAAAAAAACAAAAGAUUAUAA